Caenorhabditis remanei is the source of this 2661-nucleotide messenger RNA. RefSeq lists its product as uncharacterized. The coding region runs from base 1 to 2661 and encodes 886 amino acids. Lineage: Eukaryota; Metazoa; Nematoda; Chromadorea; Rhabditida; Rhabditidae. The transcript is spliced from 7 exons. Gene Ontology annotation, molecular function: chromatin binding. The record is from RefSeq and is a predicted model, not a curated record. Gene Ontology annotation, biological process: mitotic sister chromatid separation; meiotic chromosome condensation. Gene Ontology annotation, cellular component: condensin complex; nucleus.
AUGAGCAAUAUCAAUCCUCAAACCGGAGAGGAGCGAUCAAAUUUAGCGUAUCUCAUCCAACCGGCGAAAGAUUUAGUCGAGAAUUUCUCAAUUGAUGUGUUGAAGUGUCUCUCCGUCUAUCUGCAAGUAAUCCAAGAUGAAAGUAUUCGAAAUGAGGAACACUCGAGAGAAUACGCGAAGAAUCCGAAAUUAGACGACAAGGGAAAAGUGAUACCGGAAGUUUUUCGAUUCUUCGAUUUCCAGAAUGCGAGUCGAAUUCUGUCAGGAUCGACGUCGGUUUACUGUAAGAAGGUAGAUCAUGUCUACGAAUUGACACUGUCCGUCGUGGAUUUGAUUGAGAAUAAAGGAGGAGAAACAGGAGGAAAUGGAGGACGGAAAGGUGGAAGAGGCGGUCGACGGAAUCUGAAUUUCGGAUCGACUGAUUACGAGUUAAUUGAUAUCAAAUCACUGAAAGAAGAGGGACUUCAAAACUAUGAGAAGGCGUUGGCAGAGGAGAAGAAGGCGAUCGAUUCGUUGAGAUUAGUGGAGACUGUGGAGAUCGCUGAGGCACAAAAUGAGCGGAGAAGUUGUUUGGUGGCGAAACCGACGCAAUUCAUGUUUAAACUCAAUUAUGGACAAUUGAAUAGAACUGACGAGCAGAUUUAUAAUGCGAAACAACGGGCGGAUGUGAUUGGAAAAGUGAAGGAUUUCGAUUUGAAGAAGGGAGAGAUUCUUCAUGAGCAACAAGUGAUUGUAUCACAUGAUGACUAUCGGAAGAAUGUUGAUGUAUUCACGUUGCCCGGUGCCCGUUGGGUUCCGGAUAAUAAGGUGUUGGCAGCUCAUUUCGGAGUGGCUGAUGUGGAAGUAGAGUUGGAUAGAGAGCAGAAUAAGACGGAGAUCAAUGCAUAUGGACCGUUUACGGACCCUCUCUCUGGCCGUGAAGUCGUCGCUCCACCCCGUUGGUUCAUCGAAAAAGAAGCGACUCGUCAGAAUCUGGAAGCUCAAUCCCGUGCCACAUCACGUGCCACGUCAGCAGCCAUCACAAAACAAAUCCGUGACUCUCAGGGAUACGGUAGCCAACAGAGCCAACGUCUCUCCCAGCCAUUCAUCGAACGUCGCCGUUAUAAUAUCAAUGAUUUGGUCUCGUUUGUCGAGGGGCGAAAGAUAAGUAAUCGACCGAGCACUCAUCUCGACGCUGGAUUAGUCAAUAUGAUUGUCGAUGAAUUUGGAAAUGAUAUGGAUAUGGAUGGAGGAGAGAAUACUCGUCCACCGACUUCUGGAAAUUAUGAUAUAUUUGAUGAUGAUUUCGGAGGAAUCGACGAUGAUGACGAUGACGAUGACGAUGGAUCAGAGGAUUAUGUGAGGAAUUUGACGAGAAGACACGAGAGAAAAGCACCGGUGCCGUGGGAUGAUUUGGAGAAAGUCAAGAUUCCCAUGUAUACGGGAGAUGAGGAUAUUCCAGUGACCCGAAAACCAGUGAAAGUUCUCGCCAAACCGCAACAAACUGUCCAAAAUUUGCUCAAAAAGAAACGUGCUCGCGAGGCGAAGAUCCCAUUGACUCGACGUGACGAAUUCAUGCAAACUCACAACUACCUUCAAGAUAAUUAUUAUUGGAGAAGCGCCGCCCGUAUUAAUCCGGAUAAAGACUGGAAAAUCGAGGCGUUGCGUACGGCGAUUUUGACUGAAAAAAAGAGAAGAUGCAAGGAGAAAACGGCGAAAAUCAGGGAUCUUCGCGCUCAGAAUGUGCAGAGAAAACGAUCGACACGUGGAACGAUACCAUUGGAGGAUUAUGAGGCGGCGUUGAUGGGUGAUGAGAAGGAGAAUGAAGUGCCGAAUAGACGGACGAUGGGAGCGGAAUACGACGACGUUGUCGACGAAGACCUCGCCGCUGAAGUCGAAUUCUCGGUGCUCGGUGGUGGAUUCGAAGAUGACGAUGAUGUGGAACCACGUGGAGAAGUUGCUCCAGAAGAAGUGAAUCAAGAUAUUCCGAAUUAUGAGUUCGAUGCUCCCUCUGAUAUUGCUGCUCCACGUCCCUCUACUUUCAAACCAUUGCUUUUCGAGGAUAUUGAUGAUGCCGAAUUGAAUAGUGUCAUUAAUUUGCCCGGAAAUUUGUUCAUCGAUAAGGCCCUCCCAUUGCUCAAAAAGUUUGCCGAACACAAAACGGAUCGUGAACAAAUGGCGUACGAGAUGGCGAAAGCCUAUGAAGACGUCGAUAUUGCCGUGUCGAAUCUUCAGGAACAAGUCGACACGUGGCACGCGAAAAUGGAACCGAUUCUUGAGGAGGGAGAGACGAGAAAGGAAUAUGAUGUCAAUUUCGUCAGCCGAAUUGUGAUCGACGAGUACGAAGAGAUAGGAGAAACGAAAAGUAUCCUUGAUCUGGUGAUCGGUCGUCCGUGGUUUGAAAUCAGUCGAUACUUUCUCUCAUGUCUUUUCCUCUGCAAUUUGGGAAAUGUGAGAGUGACUGACGAUAAGACGUUGUCACUGGAGGAACGAGUCAAUUCAAUGCAAAUCACAAUGUUGAAGAGAGAAAUGCACGCGGAUAAAUUCAAAGAAUUGGAUGGAAUGCAGGGAUUGGCAGCAGUCGAAGAGCAGCAGGAACCACCGCCACCUCCAGUUGAGAAACCAUUCAAAAAACCGGCGAAUCCAGUCGAAGAUGAAGACGAUUCCAUGGAUUUUGAAUAA